GAGAAACUGCCGAUGCCCGUGCUGCAGAGCGCGAUGUCCUCCUCCGCGAGGCGGAGGCACAAGAAGGCGAGAAUAGAGGGCGGGCUGCGGGUGCACUGGGACCGGUUCAGGAAGCGCAUGGGCACGGGCACGGCGCCGUCGACCUCGGAGAUACCAGACGAGAGCGGGACGGACAGCAGCGCGCGGCCUGGCGCGCGCUUUGCGAACGCGGAGGAGCUCGACGAGGUCGACGAGGUGGUUGUCGACCGUGAGUGGGCCGGCCGGGACCUCAAGACGUCCAUCACGCAGUCGGACGGCCAGGAGAACAGCCGGGAGAAGUCCGGGGGCGGCGGGGGCGCACAGGGUACGAACACGGACAUGGACAGUAUCAUCUGGUAUUCGGACGGGUUCUGGGCGAUUUGCACGCCGCUGAUAAUUCUGCGAUGGCGACUCUGGCCCGCAGUCAAGAAUUUCUUCUGGGUGCACUUUGACGAUCCGAAGAGCGAGAACCACUACCGGAAAGAGCUGUGGUUUACUAGGAAGUCGCUCGCCCUUUGGUCCGCUGUUUUCUUCGUUGCAACAUGGGUUAUCGGCACCGCGUUCAUCCCGAAACCAAUAGUACUCAUGGACAAGAUCUUCUACUAUGCUAUCGUUCCGGCGUUGACAGCUCCUCUGGUUUUCUUUGUCAUGUAUGACUUUCCUCGUGAUCGACCGGUGUUCUACCAGUUUUGGCUGCUGUGUGCUACCUGGAUGUGGGCGAUAUAUCAAGUCUUGUUCAUGUACAUGUGUGGCUUCUACAGGGAAGAUCCAGACUGGCUGUUCACGUGCGGACAAAAGGAUUUUGUCGGCACUUUCUAUUACGCCUCUGGCCUCCCGACCAUUGCAUUGUUCGGUCUCAAACAAGAUAGGCUACCCGCCCUCAUCGGUGCUAUUAUAUUCUUCGUGAUUUCGAAUGCCCUCAUUGAGCCUUUGCAUCGGAGUUGGGAACGAAAUCUCUUGAACUUCAUAGUCUUUUAUGGUUUCUUGCUGUAUGUGCACUUUAUGCGCGAAAACGCUGAACGCAGACUGUACACACUGCGCGACCAGCUCAAGAUACAAUUCCGAGCUACGCAAAAGGCGCAGGUGAAUGAGAGCAAGGCAGCAGAUUCCAAGCGCCGUCUGACUUCUUAUGUCUUCCACGAGGUUCGCGUCCCGCUGAACACCGCGCUGUUGGCGGUGCAGAAUAUGGAAGCCGCCGGUGUCGUGGCUAAGGAUCAGGAAGUCGAGUUCAGGGCGCUGGAGGCGAGUCUAACAAUGAUGUCGAAAGUCUUGAACGACGUUCUCGAUUUUAACCGCUUGGACAGCGGGAGAUUCGAGUCGGUGUCAAAGCCAUACGCGUUCCACCAAGUGAUGAGGUCUCUUCUCAAUCCUAUCAAGCUUGCGACCAAUGCGCGCAAGCUCGAGCUUGUCUCGGAUUUCGACAAGUCAAUAGACGAGAUUGCUAUGCGCGCAUUAAACGAGGCGAUCGGCGAGAAGCAAGUCGAUCCCAUGACCCAGUUGCUGCUGGAGCAGGCCGAAGGCGAUGGGAUCGUAGUUGGAGAUGAGAUGCGCCUGCGCCAGAUCAUAACCAACCUAGUCAGUAACGCCUGCAAGUUCACUCCGGAGGGCGGCACCGUCAGUAUCACCACGAAACUGGUUCUCCCGGGUAAUUCUCUAAGUCUAUACCGGGCCGCCACGCCCACGUCGAACCUCCACCAUGGCGCCAGAUCCAAUGAGCAGUGGAUCAAGUCUGAAAUGCUCGGAGAUGAUGCUACCCAGCAUGUAUUGUCUGCGCAGCACCUCAGUCAACAUGAGCAGAAUGUUCCAAAGGAGCCCAUUGAUUGGAUUGUUGUGAGAAUUGAGGUGCAGGAUACUGGAUUCGGGAUACCACCGAAGGAAAUGGUCGAAAGCAAGCUGUUUUCUGCCUUCAAUCAAACCGAGCAAGGUCGACAACAGGGUGGUAAAGGCACCGGGCUUGGGCUGGCUCUGGUACGGCAGAUUGUCAAGCGCAGCGGCGGACGACUUGGCGUGAAGUCAAAGGUUAACGAGGGGUCGACGUUCUGGGUCGAGCUGCCACUGGGAAUUGGGAGGAAGGCAUUGCCUGAGCUCACACCCACAACUUCGCUGCGCGGAAGUCAGCACAAGGUUAGACAUUUUGGAACUUCACCUGGCAGCGACAAGUCAACUCCCCCAAUCGACAUCGAGUCAGACCCUGUCAUCUCCCCGACUCGAAGAGCCAUGGCCGCGAUACAGAAUAUCACGGAACCGGGCAAUCUCGCCGCUUUGAUAUUGGCCAGCCACGUCGAGAAAGCGGAUACUUCCGUUGGCUCUUCGGAGGAGUCCUUGGAUGAUCUUGACCCGCCGUCUGCCCAUGCGCCUCCGACACCGGACUCGCCUCUCUAUCAACGGGAGUUGAAGCUGGAGAAAGAGAAGGAGGCAGAAUCGAGCCCUCCCGUACGACCUGGGCCAAUGCCCCUUACAGAGUCUAAGCCGUCCAGCGAGAAAGAGGGCGACUCUGGAGCUACAGUCGGCGUGCCUUCUGAGAAAACUAUCAAGCCGGCGUCACCAAAGUCGGAGAGGGAAAAGAUUACGCCCGACCUCCCCGUCCUGGUCGUCGAUGACGACCCGUUAACGCGCUCGCUGAUGAAACGGAUGCUGACUCGGCUGGGGUGUAAUGUCUCGACCGCUGAGAACGGAGAGAUGGCGUUGAAGAUGAUCAAUGGCGGUCGGCCGUUGUCGCUCGUCCCUACACCUAUGCCCACCCCGUCGUCGGAGAACACUGCGGCCAGUUAUGGGUUGGCGGGAGAUGCGCGGGCGACUCCCGAGGAGCCGCACAGUCGAUAUGCAAUUGUAUUCUUGGACAACCAGAUGCCAGUCCUAUCGGGCGUGGACGCAGUCAGGAGGCUGCGCCAGUGUGGAAGGCGCGACCUGGUCGUUGGAGUGACGGGUAACGCGCUGCUGAGCGAUCAGCAGGAAUAUCUCGAGGCUGGGGUUGACCACGUACUGACGAAGCCUGUUCGAGAGGCUAGUUUGAAGACGAUGCUGGUGCUCGCGGAUGAGCGCCGGAAACGGACGUUGUCGCCAACCGAUGUGCCAGAAGAGUCUCCAUGACAAGAGACGAACCCUUAAUUUUCUUUCCAUCGAUUUAAUGACAAUGACCCCCCACGCAUAUUCAUUCUUUUUGGGCAGUUUGGGAAAUAGACGCCAUAUAUACACCUUAGUAGUAGUAUUUAUCAUACCUAGUUCUCCUUAACACACACACACCGCAUUAAUACCCUUCAUACACACUCCAUGUAUUCACACCAUUUGUAUCCGUACACGCCAUACACGAUGCCACCUUUUGAUACCAACGC
Molecule: messenger RNA, 3350 nt
Organism: Gloeophyllum trabeum ATCC 11539
Lineage: Eukaryota; Fungi; Basidiomycota; Agaricomycetes; Gloeophyllales; Gloeophyllaceae
Exons: 17
Coding region: 13-3108 (1031 amino acids)
Biological process (GO): protein autophosphorylation; phosphorelay signal transduction system
Molecular function (GO): phosphorelay sensor kinase activity; histidine phosphotransfer kinase activity
Source: RefSeq, a predicted model, not a curated record